Molecule: messenger RNA, 965 nt
Organism: Vicia villosa (hairy vetch)
Lineage: Eukaryota; Viridiplantae; Streptophyta; Magnoliopsida; Fabales; Fabaceae
Product: carbonic anhydrase Nec1-like
Exons: 7
Coding region: 116-940 (274 amino acids)
Molecular function (GO): zinc ion binding; carbonate dehydratase activity
Source: RefSeq, a predicted model, not a curated record
AAUAGGUUGGACCAAACUUGCUUCUUUCUAUAAAAUAUCUUUAUGUAUUUAUGCUUUCCAUUAUUCAUUCAAAUUUCCAAGUCCAAAUCUAGCAUCUCUUUUGCCUGAAAUCAAAAUGAAACACCAAAAAAUAUGGAUAAACCUGCUUCCAAAUCUUCUAAUACUAGUAACUAUUCUAUUCCUUUCCACAACAUGGACCAUAGCAGAUGAAGUUGAGGAUGAGAGUGAAUUUGAUUACCUAAAAGGGAGCAAAAAGGGUCCUUCACAUUGGGGUGAACUGAAGAAAGAAUGGGCAACAUGUAAAAAUGGGAUAAUGCAAUCUCCUAUUGAUUUGUCAAGUAAGAUAGUGAAGGUAGUGCCAAAGUUGGGAGAACUAAAGAAAAACUAUAAGCCUCAAAAUGCUAUUAUAAGAAACCGGGGUCAUGAUAUUCAGUUGAGAUGGAAAGGAGAUGCAGGAUCAAUAAAUAUCAAUGGGACAGAAUUCUUUCUACGUCAAAUCCACUGGCACUCACCUUCUGAACACACCAUUAAUGGCCAAAGGUUUGAUAUGGAGCUACACAUGGUUCAUGAAAGCCUAAAAAUAUGUGGGAAGAGCAAAAUAGCUGUUGUUGGGCUUCUCCAUAAAAUUGGUGGACCUGAUCCUCUUCUCACCAAGUUGUCAAAUUAUAUAGAAACCAUUGAGCAUACUGGAGCAGAAAGAAGUGUUGGGGUGAUUGAUCCUUCAGAAAUCAAAUUUGAUGGCCAAAAGUAUUAUAGAUACAUGGGUUCCCUCACUGUCCCUCCUUGUGAUGAAGAUGUCCUUUGGACUAUUAAUAAAGAGAUUAGAAGUGUGUCUAAAGAGCAAUUGGAGAUACUGGAAGACGCUGUUCCAGAUCAUGCAGAGAUGAAUGCUAGACCUGUUCAGCUCCUGAAUGGAAGAGAAAUACAACUAUAUGGCUAAAAUUGAAGCCAAGAAAUAACCACAU